Messenger RNA from Chaetomium strumarium, 1162 nucleotides. RefSeq lists its product as uncharacterized. Gene Ontology annotation, biological process: mitochondrial respiratory chain complex IV assembly. Lineage: Eukaryota; Fungi; Ascomycota; Sordariomycetes; Sordariales; Chaetomiaceae. Gene Ontology annotation, cellular component: mitochondrial inner membrane. Bases 246 to 959 code for a protein of 237 amino acids. The record is from RefSeq and is a predicted model, not a curated record. The transcript has 2 exons.
AUUUCUCAACCGUGAUCUCAGUCAUCUCGGCUCCACCCAUCCCGUAGUUCCGUCUCGGACCGCUGGCCUGAAGCGUCAUACGAUUAUUUUCCGCACCAGCGCACUCAGCGCCGCAAACCCAUCAUAAAGCAACCGCGGGGCCUUCUCGAACAUUACACGUUAGCUAUUCUGAUAUUCGCAUAUCUUCGCGCAGCCACCACACCGUCACAUCCCUUUGCUAUAGCACUCGCGAGUCGCCAGGCAAGAUGAAGGUCAUCAGCAAGGAAGAGGAGCAGGAGCACUACGGCCAGGUGCUCCGCGGCGGUUUCAUCGGCGGCAGCGCGGGGCUGGCGCUCGGCCUAGCUGGUGUAUUGGGCGCGUCGCGGAGGUACGCAGCCUUCCGGUCGCUCACGCUCCCGUUCCGGACGUUCCUGGUCUCGUCCGCCGGCACGUUCGGCGCCAUCGUUGUCGCCGAGCGGUACAGCAUCGCCUACCAGCGGUCACGCGACCAGAUGAACAACUACCUCGAGGCGGCACACCGCCAGCACGAGCAGGCCCGGCGUGCCGGCAAGACCGAGUGGCAACGCAUGAUGGACUGGGGCCGCGAGCACCGCUACAGCAUCGUCUUCGCCAGCUGGCUUGCCUCGAUGGGCAUCGCGCUGGCCAUGGUCGGGCGCAACAAGUACCUGAGCACCAGCCAAAAGGUUGUCCAGGCGCGUGUGUAUGCGCAGGGCCUGACGCUCGCCGUGUUGAUCGCCACUGCUGCCUUCGAGACUGCCGAUGCCAAGGCCGGAAAGGGUCGGUGGGAGACCGUGAUGGUGGUCGACCCGAACGAUCCAACCCACCAGCACCUGAUCGAGAAGAAGAUCCACAAGGAAGAGUACGAGGGCCAGGACCUCUGGAAGGAGAUGGUCGCCGCCGAGGAGAGGCGUCUGCAGGAAAAGAAGCAGCGGGAGGCCCAGACAGCCAAGGCUGAAUAGGCGAACGGAAGCUUUGCUGACUUCAACCAUGUCGGGAACUUGUGGAUAGGGAAUUCCUGAGAGGCAGGGCCCCUGCAUUCAACACUCCGACGCGUAUCUUACGAACACACUCUCUUCUCUCUUGCAUUAGACGGCGUUCAUCGGUUUAGCGGGUACGCAAAUCAUACAAAAAGCGUAUGGUAUUGUUGGCGUCAAUUGUUUCC